Arachis ipaensis is the source of this 4269-nucleotide messenger RNA. Lineage: Eukaryota; Viridiplantae; Streptophyta; Magnoliopsida; Fabales; Fabaceae. The record is from RefSeq and is a predicted model, not a curated record.
CUAUUCACCUCCUCGCCGACAGCACCACUCAGCCCCAGCCAGCACCACCCUCGCGGUCGUCGACACUACACCACCCAACACCAUCCAGUAGCCAGCAGUGCACCACACCCGGCGCCACCCACAGCACCGUUUCUGGCCACCCGCAGCAUCGAGCCACCCAGCAGUCCAGCACAGCACCACCCACUCACCCAGCACAACACCACCCAGCAGCGUUUCUGGCCACCCACAACACAGCACAGCAAGUCAUGUAUUAUCCUCAUAGCAAUUGCAGGCAUAGAGAGGUUUGCAUAUAAAGGGGUGGCAUCAAAUUCGGUUACAUACCUAACUGAUGUAGUGAAGCUAAGGAACUCAUCUGCUACAAAAAUGGUUAAUAGUUGGUGUGGCUUCACUUCCAUAAUGCCCUUGUUGGUGGCACCCAUUGCUGAUGCUUAUUGGCACAAAUAUUCCACAAUUAUGGCCUCUUCUUUCCUCUAUCUUAUGCCACCAACAACCCUCUGGCGGCAGCACGAAUUCAAAUAAAAUCCACAUCAAGAUCUAUUUUCAGAUCUAGAUCUUCAUAAUUUCAGUAAACGAAUCUCCAACCACUGUACCCUCUAUUUCCGACGCAUCGAUCCCUUCACAGAAAUGGCAGAACCACCAUCGUCGAACGACACGGCAUAGCGGAGGCGAGAUGGCAUUGCUUGACGGAGCUUUAGAAGCCGGCGCUAAUGUCGCUGUUGACACUAAGGACGUGACUCUAGUCAUUGCGGGCACCGUCAUCAGAGGUGAAAGGGGGAAUAGGAUCCUUCCUAAUGGCAGCCAGGAGAGUGGCCAAAAAGCCGCCUUGAAAUAUGAGGUUAGAGCAGUUGUAACAAAAUGUUGGAGAUUGAGGAUGAUUGGGAGCAUAGUUGAAAAAAUGGACCGACUAAGAAGGUUGAACUGAAAAACUGACGAUUCGGCCAAGGUCUGGACGUUGGACCGGAUAAAAAACAAACCCGAUGAGAACCAGUUUGACUCAGGCGGAUUUUGCAAAAGCCGAUGACCCGACGGGUUUGACAAACCCGGACAGAUUCAAAAAAAGAAACCAACCCCAAAACGACAUGUUUGACAUUUUUCAAAAAAAAAAAACCCUAGGCUAGUUCGGAACCCACCCCACCCCAUCCCCAGCUCUCUCACUCACUUUCGAAAACGGCACACCAUACACACAGGCACAGCGCUAGCAGCUCACCUCGGUUCACCGUCACUGCACGCUCGCCGCCGUCUCCGCGCCUCUCGCUGGAUCCUCCGCAUCGUGUGCUCGCGAGUCGCGUCUCACCUGUCUCCUCCGUCUGUGCUGUGUGCUCGGCCGUUCGCGUCUCGCCGCGCCUCUGCGGUGAGUGCUCGAGCUGUGCUUCCUACAGCCGUGCAGCGUGUCGUCGUCGUCCGCCAUCACAGUACCCAACGCCUGGUGUGCUCCACUGCUCGCGUCUUGCCUCUCUUCCUGCAGCUGUGCUUCCUGGUGAGUGCUCGCGUCUCGCCGCCCCUCUUCCGUGGUUGUUGCUGCCUGAACUGCUGCUCGUCGUCCACCUUCUGCCUCUGCAACAACAGUAUCCCUCAGCCCGGCAAGAUAAGGAUUAAUCUAUUGCGGAUCUGAGCUCCAUUUAUGGGUCUGCCACUAGCCAAUGGGUUGCUGGAUGCAUAAGACGGAAUUCGAAUCCUCGACAUUUGUUUAAGUGGACGAGUAAGCUGACCAACCCAAGUUGGUUGUCGUUUAAAGUUUUAAACAGACAAAGAAUGAGACCCUACUUGCCCAAUACGCACCCAAGUGGCCAAGUUCCAACGCUAGGCCACUGCUGUGCUGCUACCUUACUCUUCUCCCCCUUUUCCUUCUCUCCUCUCCAAGUUCGCCACCGGCGUCGCUGCUCCGCUCUCCGCAUUGCUAAUCCGUUGAGUCCGUCCAAUUCCUGCGCCAUCACCUUUCUCCAUUUCUCCUCCUGUAUCACUACUCCGUGUCGUUGCCACCAGCGUCUCUGCCACUUGCGUCUCUUCUUGCCUCUUCGCCGGCAGCCCUCGCCUCUCUGGCCACUUCUUCCCUCGUCCCUAACAAAACCUUAUUGAGAAGCGAAGAGAAAGAGAAAGAGAACCGUAAGUAACAUGCCGAAUUGCAAUGAUAAAUAACAGAAGAUGUGGCCUUCUCAAACUUGUUUCUCUUCGUAAUGCUUCGCACUCUUUCUCAAAUGCAAAACCUGAUUCCCAUUUGGCAGCAAUAUUAACCGCUAAGAAGAGUGUUUCUGGGUUCCACACUAACAUUGAUGAUGCUGUUGCCUUUUUCAUUCGCCUCAUCAAUGAGCACCGCACUCCGUCUCAACUCGAACUUGGUAAGAUUUUUAUGUCUGUUGUUAACAUGAAAGAAUACCCCACUGCUAUUUUUCUUUUUGCACAAAUGGAGUUUAAGGGUAUCGCUCCUUCCAUGAUUAGUCUGAGCAUGUUGAUUAAUUGUUUUUGCCGUUUGGGUCAAAUGAAUUCUGCUUUCUCUGCAUUGGCCAAGAUUAUCAAGAUGGGUCAUGAAUUGAAUGUUAUAACACUGACCACACUCAUCAAAGGGUUCUGUAUAAAUGGCAAGGUUAGGGAAGCCCUAGGGUUUCAUGACAAGCUAAUAUCUCUAGGUUUUCAGCUUGAUGAGGUUAGUUAUGGAACCUUAAUUAGUGGUCUAUGUAAAAUGGGGCAAGCAAGAGUCGCCAUGGAGCUUUUGCAAAAGCUAGAGAGUUAUACAGUUAAGCCUAACAUAGUAAUGUACAGAACAAUUAUUGAUGGAUUGCGUAAAGAUGGUCUUGUAAAUGAGGCACAAAAUUUGUUCUCAGAGAUGAUUUCUCGAGGAAUUUAUCCUGAUGUUGUCUCGUACAAUUCUCUGAUGCAUGGUUUGUGUUGCACCGGUCAUUUAAAAGAAGCAACUCAAUUGUUGAAUGAUAUGGUUGUUAAAGACAUUAACCCAGAUGUAUGUACCUAUAACAUUAUAGUCAAUGCAUUAUGUAAAGAAAGAAGAAUAAUAGAAGCCAAACAAGUGUUUGAUAUGUUGAUGGACAGAGGAAUCAAGCCUGAUGUAGUCACAUACAAUGCAUUAAUAUAUGGAUACAUUUUAACUGGCAAAGUGGAUGAAGCAGCAAGUUUAUUUGGUGAUAUGAAGAAAAUUGGUCUGGCUCCUUGUGUCUGGAGUUAUAGUAUUAUGAUAAAUGGAUAUUGUAAACACAAAAGAUUGGAUGAAGCUGUAACACUCUUUAAGGAGAUGAUCCAGAGAAAUUUGGUUCCGAGUACUGUAACAUAUAAUUCUCUUAUUGAUGGCUUUUGCAAAUCAGGGAGAAUACCUGAUGUGCAAAAUCUUCUUGAGGAUAUGUAUGCUAGAGGCCAGCCCCCAAAUAUUAUUACUUACAAUAUCUUAUUAGACGGUUUGUGUAAAGGUAGUCAUCUUGAUGCUGCGAUUGAAUUAUUUCAGAAAAUUUUUGGCAAGGGGGGUUGGUCCUUAUGCCAUACACCAUACUGAUCGAUGGAUUCUAUAAUCACGGGAGACAUAAAACUGCUAAAGAGGUUUUCAACCUUCUCCAUAAUAAAGGUUGGCGAGAUGUCAAAGCAAUUGAUGCUAUGAUCAAUGGGCUGUGUAAGGACUAAGGAGGGCUUGUUCGACAAAGCAACAAGCUUGCUAUCAAAUGGAUGACAAUGGUUGUGCUCUAGAUGAUGUAACUGCUUUCGCAAUUGUUCAUGCUCUUGAGAAAAAUGAAAAAGAAAAAGCAGAGAAGCUUCUUUGGAAAAUGAUCUCUAUAGGCCUGUUGAAGCGAUAAAAUAAGGUAAUACAUUAUUGUUUUUCAACUAAAACUAUUCCUUUUUAUGUUGAAAAGUUUUAUUAUGACUUUUAUUCAUCAAAUUAAGGUUUAGAGUAAGAUUUGAUUUGGCUCUGUCUUAGGACCAAUUCCUAGACUGCCAAGGUGGUUUAUACAUGAUUGUGCAGUAUAAAUAUGUAGAAAUCAAACCAACCUAUAUAAAAACUUAGAAUGGAACUUAAGGAUUGACAAAGCAUGACCUACCAGCUAGGUGAGCUGAAAAAGUUUAUUGCUUUUAUGUCAAGGAGGAUGGACUAUUCAUGGCUAUAUCAUUGCUGAAGUCUAAACAUUCCUAUGUCCUCAAUUUUAUUAUAACCUUGUGUCAUUGGUUAAUUUCUUAUGUUUAGAAUAUUUAGGGAGUGUAGUUGGAAUUACUAUGAUCAUUCAUGUUCUUUCUUAUGUAAAUACAAUAUACUCUCUUCUUAUUUAUUUAAACUAA